GUAUAGAGAGAUUAAGAGAGAUGGCUAAUAAUAAUAAUGUUGGUUCAGGAAAUGGAGGAUUUCAUAACUAUCGCAGAUCCCCGCAACCAACCCUUGCUCGUUCCCCUUCCUCUGAUAUUGAGAGAAGCGUGGAACUGCCUUCUCAUCUCAACCAGGAAAUUGCUGCCAAUGAAGAAGAUUCUGAAUGCACCAUCCGGGAGCAAGACCGAUUUAUGCCAAUAGCCAACGUGGUCAGAAACAUGCGCAAGAUCCUUCCUCCCAAUGCCAAGAUAGCUGAUGAAUCCAAACUGGUCAUCCAAGAAUGUGUCUCUGAGUUCAUAAGCUUUGUAACAGGCGAAGCUAACGAUCGUUGCAAGCUUGAGAAGCGCAAGACAAUCACUGCUGAAGACUUGCUUUGGGCCAUGAACUCACUUGGUUUUGAUAAUUACGUUGAACCCUUGACUUUGUACUUGCAGCGUUAUCGUGAGCUUGAUGGUGGUGAGCGUGGAUCCCUGAGAGUAGAUCAUUUUCCGUUGAAGCGCCCAACGGUUAAUCCAGCUUCAGGCUACAACCUCAUGCCCAAUCACCUGCCUCCUAAUUUUCCAAUGGCUAAUCACAAUGGUUAUUAUGUGUAUCCACCACCAAUGGACAACAGUUAUAGGCAGGGGGAUGCAUCAAGUGGAAGCACUUCUCAUGAGUGUGCAGUGGCUGCUGUGGAUGGUGACGUUGAGUCUCCUGCGGAAAAGAGUGAGGAGUGAUCAGUUUCUGAUCUGCCGAAGGAAUUGAGCCUUACCUGAAGAUUAGUGAAAAAAGUAGACUAUCUUUCUCUGUUACAUAAUUUGGACCUGUUGACAAUCAAGUAUAGUUCUUUGUGAAGUUUAGGAAUGUUCCUUCGAACUAAGCGAGCCAAAUGGUGGCCCUCUUAAUUAACUGUUUAAUUUGUAAA
Molecule: messenger RNA, 925 nt
Organism: Solanum pennellii
Lineage: Eukaryota; Viridiplantae; Streptophyta; Magnoliopsida; Solanales; Solanaceae
Product: nuclear transcription factor Y subunit B-4-like
Exons: 2
Coding region: 21-737 (238 amino acids)
Biological process (GO): regulation of transcription by RNA polymerase II
Cellular component (GO): nucleus; CCAAT-binding factor complex
Molecular function (GO): RNA polymerase II cis-regulatory region sequence-specific DNA binding; DNA-binding transcription activator activity, RNA polymerase II-specific; protein heterodimerization activity
Source: RefSeq, a predicted model, not a curated record